Adineta ricciae is the source of this 4422-nucleotide messenger RNA. NCBI's taxonomy places the organism in Eukaryota, Metazoa, Rotifera, Eurotatoria, Adinetida, Adinetidae. The record is from the annotation of a GenBank genome assembly.
AUGCUACAAGUACUACUAUUCACGAUUCUGUUUAGUUAUUUCAAAAUUGAAGGUGUGACUAUUGAAUAUCCAACAAGUGUACAUAUUGUCGAACGAAUACGUACAGAUAUUAGCACGAUUGAUCCGAUAUUCCGUUAUUAUAUUGUACCACGGGAGAUCCAAUUCCAUGCUGAUGCAUUGAAAGGUCGAUUAGAGUAUUUCCUUCAAUGUAAAGGAAAUGGAAAUUCGAUCACAUUAACUGUACCAUCAACUGCAACUAAUCAUUUAUCAUUAAAUACAGAUUAUCAAACGAAUACAGUUACAGCGAAAUUGAGAAGAAAUCAACUAACGUCAGAUCUCGUCGGACGUUAUACAUGCUCAGAAAUAAUCGACGAUAAGAAACAAGAAACGAAUGUUCAUGUAUUUAUACAAGAUGGCGUGUCUGUAUUCACGAAAAGACUUUAUCCGAAAGUUUUACAGCAGACAGGUAUUCAUUUUUUCAAUUUACCAUGCCAGACAACAAGCUGGUAUGCGCGAAUGUCGUGUCCGAUGCCAAUUAAUCCAAAUCAAUGUGAAACUCGUCAAUGCACUGAUCGAGAGCGGCUAGUGAAUGAGUUGAAAUGCAAUAUUCCAAUAUGCAAUGGUCAAGAUUUAUGUAUUCCAGUGUAUUAUACACCAUCAGAUUUGCAGGCUUCUAAAGUUUUCUUUGAUCCGCAAAUAGGUUUUGCGUUAGAAAAUCCAACAAUCCCGAUUUCAUUGAAUGAAUUCAUCUGCAAGAGCAAUUAUACACCUAGUCAGAAAUCUCGCAUUCCAUUUGAUUCAUAUGAUCCUGAUCAUAUCGAAAUGCAUCAACCGAGCCUGACUGUUAUGCCGGAUGAAACAGUCAAAUUGAGCUGUGAAAUACAAUAUGGAAUCAAACUUACUCAAAAAGUACCAAGUAUCUUUUGGUUUGACGACAUCUACGAUCUUAAGCUCAUCGCAAAUGAAACUGAAAAAGCUGUAUUCAAUUCUGUAACUCAGGUUUAUAGUCGAAAUAGUUCGAUUACCCUACGCGGUUUCAAACCCAAUAAUGCCUAUCGAUUCUAUUGUGUACGCGUCUCCGAACAAGGAAUCUAUUCACGUCCUGUUGAUAUCAAAUGUGUUAAUAAACCAUUACUCGAUCUGGAAGUGGCUUCGACCGGCUCAGAGACAAUUAUUCCUGCAUCUUAUGGCUCAGAUAGUAGUUAUGAUAUAUCUAUAUUCACGAUUCCACGUUCGAAAAUUCGCUUGGAACUCACACGUGACGGAGUAUCGUUAGCAAACGAUAAACGCUUUGAGAUCAUCACGACAACUGAUCGUGAGAAUCAAUUCUAUGAAUUUACGUUAACAAUUUAUAACAUAACCUUCGAAGAUGAACGAGAUAUAAAGAUAAGUGCAAAGUCUUCUGCUGUAGAACAAACUAAAUUGAUUAAACCACAAGUAAUUGGAAAUCCAGUUGGACAGCUUGCGUUUGUACCGAUCGAAAUUCCACGAUACGUUGCAUGGCGAAAUGAAAAUUUCAAAGAUAAAUCGAAUAUUUAUGCAUAUGGCAUCUACGAUAAUGAACCAUACCGAGUCGUUUGUACGAUUCGCCAUCGGGCUGAUAUUGAACGAUCAUUGAAUGUUUUUAUACAACAUACUGAAUGCACAAUGGAGUAUUGCUUAUCAGAUAUUAUUGAUAAAAUUUGUCAAUCGUCGUCCAGUCAACGUUUACCGACGAGUAAAGCAACUCGUAUCAAUGAUUUUCAAACACAAUUUGCUAGUAUUGAAUCUCAAACCAUUCAAGAUCCAUUGAUUGCUCAUCAAUACGUUUGUUGCUAUGAACAGAAUGGUUUAGUGCAACUUGCCAAAGCUUUGACAGUCUUAGCGCAUAAUCGGAGUAUGUUUGUGGUCAGCAAACCCGAAUUUGGUUUAGUUACGGGAGACAUUUUGACGUAUCGAUGUACAGGACAUGAUUUAAUCUAUGACGAUCUACGAAUGAUUUAUAAUGAUGGGUCGACUACGUAUGAGAGAAACCGAUUUGAUUCGGAAUGGCGUUCAAUGGAAACCAAACAACCGAGACAAGUUGACCUCGUCUGGGUAACACCAACCAGUGAAUCUAUUCGAGAUACAACGAUCGAAGUUAGAACACCACCGUUGAGGAGAAUGGGAAAGAAUGGCUAUCUGCAAUGUAUAGCUUUAUCCAAACGAACUGAUAUUAUUCCUAAUAUGAACGAUACAUACAUCAUUGAUGUUGAUGAUCCUAUACCAUUGCAGUUUAGAAACAAUUUAUCAUCAGUUAGUAAAAUAGAUGGAAAAACGGGUAUCAAUGUUGAUUUCGAUUGUACAUAUAAUGGACGACCACAACCGAAAGUAGUUUGGUUAAAAGGAAAACUACCACUGAUUAGUGACGAUUCAACAUUGCAAUUGCGCGAGAAUAACGGAAGCAUUCACAUCACUCGCGCUCAAGCAUCCGACACUGGCUAUUACACUUGUGAAUUAACCAAUGGUCGCGGUCCAGUGUUAAGUCGAAGUUUCGACUUACGAAUUAAAGGUCCCUAUCUAAAUACAAGAUUUCGUCGAUUGACAGCAAUUUUCAUAAUUAUAUCCGGUUGUGUAAUAGUACUUCUCUUGAUCCUACUAAUUAUUAUUGCUGUCAAAUAUUACAAGAUGAAGAAGCAAGUUCAGAACAGUAUUUUUCAUGCCGAACAACCUGCUGAACCUGAAGAUAAAUCUCAGCCACCGAUGACACAACUAACUCGAAUACCAUUACCAGAUAAUUUCGCAUCAACACAACAAGUUCGUACAUUGCUUAAUUAUGUCAAUGGUGAGAGUUUACCAGCAGUGAAAGACGAUUUUAAAGAACUUGGCCAUGGACAGUUCGGCGUUGUCUAUCAAGUUCGUUUGCCUGAAGUCGAUCUUGUUGCUGCUAAAUUACUGCCUGAUACUAUACGUAAUACGGAACGUCGUCGUGAUAAACGUAAGAAAAGCGAUGAUCUCGAGGAAAGUCAAGAAAUGAUAUCGAAAAAAGAAUUGCAAAAGAAAAAAGCUGCUGAAAUGUUAAUCGAUGAAAUUAAAGUGAUGCACAAGGCUGGCAAACAUGUCAAUAUUGUUUCAUUGCUGAAAGUUGCUUAUCCGGAAACAAAAUUUAGAUACUUAAUCACGGGUGGAUUGAUACGUGAUGAAGAUUCGUUCUAUCUCAUGGAAUUGUGUUCGAAUGGUUCGCUCGAGUCAAUGCUAAAACGAUUUCUUCUUCCAGCAACGACUCCGCCAUAUGGUAAACUCUCGUUGUAUGAGACAUUAGCGAAACAAAAGGAUCCCGGAAUGACGCUCACUCAGGCACAUGAAACGUGUAUAUUGACUGAGGAUGAUCUAAUAUUAGUCGCUUAUCAAGUUGCCUCUGGAAUCGAUUAUCUCAAUCGAAGACAAAUUGCACAUUGUGAUAUCGCUGCAAGAAAUGUUUUAGUUAGUGCUAGGUUUAUCAUGAAAAUAUGUGAUUUCGGUUUGGCAACAUGGACAACGUAUAAGAAUUAUCGUGAACAACUGGCAGAACAUGAUAGUGUCCAACUUGAAAAGAAGAAUAAUGAAAUAGCUACACAUAAUUUAACACCGGAACUUGCUCGCGCUUUUCUCCGUGCAUCAACUCCUGAUGAACGUUUAUUAUUGAAUAAAUCAUCAAUUAAAUCUGACGUAUGGUCAUUUGGAAUCUUUCUCUGGACAUUAUUUCUCAAAUGUCGUAUUCGGCCAUUUAAUAAACUUGUGGAAGAAACACAACGUCGAAACGAUGGUGAAAGUUUCUUUCGUGUAUUGGCUCGUGUGGUUAGCGAAGGGCAUGUUCUUCGAUACAUCGAUUAUCAUAAAGAAAUUCCUGGAAGCAUCUAUGCCAUCAUACGAGAAUGUCUGGUGGAGGAAAAUCGUCGGCCGGAAAUGACACGUGUACGGGCGCUUCUAUGUCAUUCGAAAAUGUUAUCAAAGCAAGCAUUUGAAUAUUAUCGAUCGGAAUACAAUCGUUAUCAAGAGGAAAAUGCCACUGAUGAAAACGUUCUACGCUUCGGCGACGUUCAAGGUGUCAGUGAUUUGCCUACGUUCGACAGUGAAACGAAUCCUGAUGUAAAUCCCAGUUCAGUCGAUUCUCAUGGUACGAAUGAUGUUACUUUUCGUCCAUCGACUACGAAUGAAUAUUAUCCAACAGCGAGUGAAGGAACAACUCAUACAUAUCUCUCUCAAUCAGAUCGAGAUGAUUCCCAAUAUAAAAAUGAUUCUUAUUUGGUUCCAACAACGACCAAUAAUCGCAAGCCAGCUCCACGCACGAUUGCAGGAAAUGUCCGCGAUGAAACAGUUCCAUUAGUCCCUCUAGUUGGCAUUAAACCACGUGCACCAUUGAAACCAUCCGUGCCGCCGUCCUCAUCGACAGGCCGCGAUAAUUCGAACGAUAGCUAUGUGUAA